CAUCAUGUCUCCAUCAUUCGGCGACACUAAAACAGAAGAAAACAAACUCAACCCUUUCCAUUUCUCAAAGUGUUCUGUGGCAGAAAUAACGGAAUUUCUCACAAAUAUUUCACAAACACAAUCUGGAUUGGCAUGUCUACAGAACCAGAUUGUGCAGGAUAAAUCAGUGGUCGACAUCAGAGGAGAUAUGCCAGGACAGCUGAAUCAACCAGACGAGCUGUGCAAGCAGUAUUUUGGAGACGAGUCCUAUAUGUGUAGGGGACCAAAUUUUCCUAUACAGGAAAUAUGUAGAUCCCUGUUCUGCUCGAAACCAGGGGAUAGUCAAAGAUGUGUCCAGGUCAACUCUGUGAGAGGAACGUCGUGUGGAAAUAAGAAGGUGGGUACCCCUAAUUUCGUCAAAACAUAUUUGAAUGCCUGA
Molecule: messenger RNA, 418 nt
Organism: Gigantopelta aegis
Lineage: Eukaryota; Metazoa; Mollusca; Gastropoda; Neomphalida; Peltospiridae
Exons: 3
Coding region: 5-418 (137 amino acids)
Source: RefSeq, a predicted model, not a curated record